AUGUUAUUAUUUUUCAGUUUAUUUCCUUAUUAUUGUGAUCGGUUUACUAAGUUGAGUGUUAAUAACGAGUUUAAAAUGUGGUACGCUGCGGUAGUGCGGUUCAUACGAAGACGUUUAGUUUUAGGCAUUAUAUUUGCGUCUUCUUUAACUUACUGUAUCGUCAGCUUCCUUAGAGAGGGCAGUAGCAGAGGCAUGAUAUACCAGGAUGUUUCAUUUGAGAGGAAGCCAUUUGUUUGGAGAACUCUACAGGAACACAAUGACACUAUAGAUCAUAUUAUGUGCAGAAACUCUGUCCAAGGGAAAUCAUUACUUGUUGAUGACAGAGGUUACGUAUGUCAUAGAAGUGACAUGACAAAGAAUGGUUGUUGUGACACUGAAGCAGACUCUGCUGACAGGUACAGCUGCGAGACUUGUACAGAAAAUAAUUGCUGUAUCAUAUAUGAAUAUUGUGUGUCCUGCUGUUUGGAUCCCAGUAAGAGGGACAUGCUAGAAGUUGUGCUAUCAAAACUAUCAACGGAAAAAAAUGUACUCUUCCGUUCACUGAGUGAUGACUAUGAACUGUGCUUGACGAAAUGCCGCACCAGUUCACACAGUGUUCUCCACGAGAACUCUUAUAAAGAUCCCAUCAAUAAGCAUUGCUUCGGUGAUGAGCUGCCAAGAUCCCGGACACCAGACUAA
Messenger RNA from Spodoptera littoralis (African cotton leafworm), 678 nucleotides. The record is from the annotation of a GenBank genome assembly. Lineage: Eukaryota; Metazoa; Arthropoda; Insecta; Lepidoptera; Noctuidae.